UAAAACCCUAAACCUUCUCCGGUUAUCCCUCUCAGCGCUCUCCGGCAACCACUCUCCGGCGGCGGGUUAAGCUUCCAGUAGCUCAUCUUCCCCUCUUUGCUCAAAGCUUAUUCCUCUCCAUAUUCUCCGACCUCCAUUGAGAGAUUAAAGACUCAUUCUUUAAAACACUGCGGCGACCAGAAAAAACAUGUCAUUCAGAGGAAGAGGGGGCGGCCGCGGCCGUGGAGGGCCCCCUAGAGCCAAGCAAAUGCCCUUCGAUCUCUUUCCGGAAAUUGCGAUAGGCGUUGUGAAGUAUUCUGUGGAAGAAGUAAAGAAGUAUUCUCAGUUUGUGACCUGGUCACAGAAUCUACAGACCUUUUUCGAGACAUCUCCUUACCAUUACCAAGAUAGAAGGCUAUCCCUACAGAAAACGCAAAAAGUAGACAUAGAGAGGUACUCGGAUAAGAAAUCGCAGGCAACAACUGUUAAGCAACCACUCCAUCACUUAAUAAUGAUGGACAAAGAUCAUAUGCCUGCAGAACUAGCCAGAGGUGGACAGCAGACUGUCAAGAGAAUCAAGUGGGACAAUGAAAUAGACUUGAAUAAACUGGAUCAGUUUGAGAAGCUUGAGGAGAAGCUUAAGGGAACUGAAGAAGAAAAUGAAGAGGAGGAAGUAGAAGAGGAGGAAAAUGAAGAAGAUGAAGAAUUUAGUGAUGACAAUGAUUAUACGAAGGGUGAAUACGUUGAUGACGAUGAAGAUGACUUUAACAUGGAUGAUGAGGCAAACGACGAUGAUGAAGGGAUUUUUUGAGUUAGCAUCACAUUGAUCAACAACUUGGCUACAUGUGGGGGAUGGAUGGCGCCGCGGUGGUGGAGGAAGAGCUGCGAAUACAGCGGGGCGGAGCCGUGGUAGCCACCGUUCCCAUUAUUAAUUUUUUUAAAUUUUCUUAAUAAAUAAUGUGAUUUUAUUUUGUGGUUGUGAUGAUGUGGCAGAAGAGUUUUAUGGCUGUCAUGACUAGGCGGAUAAGUUUUUUUUGGCUGUGGCGUGGCUGUUCAGCAUAUUCUGGACACUCUUAUCGAGUCGUAUGCAGAUAAACUUUUUGUGAAA
Salvia hispanica is the source of this 1087-nucleotide messenger RNA. The record is from RefSeq and is a predicted model, not a curated record. NCBI's taxonomy places the organism in Eukaryota, Viridiplantae, Streptophyta, Magnoliopsida, Lamiales, Lamiaceae.